AUGGACGGAUCCUCGGUGAGCCCUCUUCCCUGUGAGGCUCCGCUAGCGAUGAUGGAGAGCGAAAAGACACCCCCGAGAAGUCCCAGCCAGCACGAUAUGCCGCCACCGCCGGACGAAAAGAGAUACGAUGAUGAUGACGAUCGCGUCUGGAACUGUGGCGCUUGGUUCGAGUACAUACUGGUUGUGGUCGUUUCUUCGAUCCUGCUCAUCGCCGCCUCGGUGCUGACCAUCUUCUGGACGAUCUACUACCGGAAGGGCUUCAACAUGGACGAUCCCAAGCUGCAGUUCAAUCUGCACCCUGUGCUUAUGAUCGGGGGUUACGUAACGCUGUCUGGCUUCUCCAUCCUGCUGUACCGGAUCUGCCGAUGCUGCUCGCAUUUGAUCGUCAAGCUGUGUCAUACCUUCUUCCACGCCUGCUCGAUACCGUGCAUAGUGAUCGGUUUCAUGGCCGUCUGGGAUUCGCACAACCAGCAGCAGAUACCGAACUUCUACUCACUGCACUCCUGGCUCGGCAUGAUCACGAUGGGACUGUUUGCGCUCCAGUUCGUGCUGGGAUUCUUCAGCUUCCUCAUUCUGCUGUGCUGCGAGAACGCGACGUACAAGUUCCGUUCCACAAUGGUACCCAUCCACGCCAGCUUCGGUGUGGCCACGUUCAUGCUGGCUAUCGCUACCGCCGUAACCGGUUUGACCCAGAAGGCUCAUUUCGAACUCGGUGAAAACUAUUCGCAAACAAUUGAGGAGGGCAUCAUCAUGAACUCGAUCGGCGUUAUACUGACUGGACUCGGAAUUAUCAUUCCGUUUGCGGUGCGUCGCUCCAACUCACCGGCCAAUUGCAAGGUUUACGUUACCGAGCGUAUCUAAAUGAUAAAAAUUUUCAUACACCCCACUAAAUAUGGUAAAGAUCAGUCGUCACCAGAUGGUGCACGCACAAACCGUUAAAUCUAGCAGGUGCAUUCGAAUGGGCCGAUUAAAAGCUCAACGUUAUCGCACGGGGGAGACGAAAACAAAAAAAAACGGUGCACCACGGGCAUUGCUGCAAUGUCACUUAUUUAUGAACCGAAUAGUUAUGAACAGAAAAUAUCUGCGUUAAGUUUACGAUCAACCGGUCGGCGGUAUCUUUUGCAAGCAAUCAUUCCUUCACCGUAAAAGGGUGAAAAUGUGCAAUACGAGCAGAUGUUUGGUUUUGUCUCGCAACAUCGAAUUUGAUUCUUUCCCAGCGGUGCUAAUAGUAUCGAUCAAAAGGACCGUUGUGCGUUGUGUUGAUCAUCAUUAUUUAUUUAAACACCUCGUAGCAGUGCCCCGCAUGUUGGAGAUGCGGUUUUGAGACUAUUUCGACCGUAUUCAGGACAUUGAAGUACAGAGCCCCCGAAACGGAUGCGACACGUGCAGCAACCAAGAAGUAUAGAUACAUUAAAUGAGAUGAAACGUUUUAACCUGUCGGCUAAAAAAAUCCAUUAAAAGUACGGUAGCAGCCCAUAUAGAACGAAAUAAUAUAACCACAUCCGGCGUGCGUACAACGCUGAAGUGAGCGCGAUGGACCCAUUUGGUCGUACGCAAUUGCAUCAUGCGAGACAAGACGCGAACGGAAUCAAGAACAUCAACUUAUACCAUUUAACCGCUAAUAUGAUACAAUUUCUUCAGCCCCAUAUUCGUCAGCUAAGUAGCGAUCUACCCACAGGUAGACGAUUGAAUGCUAGAAACGAUAGAUACGAGACGCGCGGUAGAAGAAUCGAUAGUAAGUAAGCUAACUAAAAUGAAAAAAAAAAUCAAAAGAUACACAAUCCCCACGUAAAAGAACAUUAGUGCCAAUGGUAUGGUAGAGCAAGGAACGACUGGUGCGAUCCUGCGAAGGACGAGCCGUUCCCUUGCCGGAACCUUUCCCAAGGAUUUGUUAUAUGUGUUUGUUGUUAUUUUACGCAUUAUCGCUCACCCACUAUGAACAUUUGCUCAUUUCGAGGGGACGGAAUUGAAUUUUACUAUAUAUCAAUCACGAAUCAAUCAAACAAACGAAAACCAUCGGGAUUUCAACAAGUUAGAGAAACUAGUUUAAACAAAAUUGAUCCCUUUUCCGGUGAAUGCCACUCUUACGGAAUGGUAGCGCUACCUACUGGUCAGCAACACAAAUCGAUUUUAAGGGCCAACAUGCAGCGAAACGUGAGUAGCAUUGCAUGGGAAUCCGCAUGACACGCCGAUCGACACAGACACAGAAACAAAACACAAAACAUAUACAUAUAUUUAAAAGGAUGUGUGUUCAAACAAAACUAACGUAUAAACUAUUUAAAUGCGGACAACAUAAAUGAGUGUUAAACGUAACGAUGUGUCCAAAGCAGAAUUGUAGCCGAACGAACACGAAACGAAACCUGUCGAAAUGGACGCGAGCGCAAGACUGUUUCGCGAUUCGACCGUUGCGGAUGUGUAAGGAAAGGAAAAACCCACCAAGUUUUUGCAACAUCUUCUCUUUACAUAGAACGACGAGACCCGCCGGACGUGGGUGUUUAGCCAAAGCGUGGUAGCUACAUUACAAUUCAAACAAACAAACAAACAAACAAACAUAUAGCGACAAGGCACAGCAAGUGAGCGAUGUAAUCCGAAAUUUAAAUCGUAUUUAUGUAGUUUAAAAUUUCCUCUCGGAGCCGCCGCGUCGGUUCGGUUUAAAUGAAGCUGCGCUGUCGUACUCCUACGACAUCGAAAUCGAAGCUGUUGUUUGUUUUUGUCGUUACGUUUGUUCGCUCUGUUCACAAUUACGCCAUUAAGGAUUCUAGGACGUUGCGUUAGAAAGUCGAAUGACAGACCAAACCACUUUUACAACAUACCUACUCUAUUAGUCGAAGCGAAAGGCGAAGCAAACAGACCGGCGCAACCGGCUGGCAAUCAAUUGAUAAGCAAGAAUUUACUGAGAAUAAAAUUUUACCAUCCGAUCGAAACAGUACAAUUUGAAUCGUUAUUAGAGGGCAAUAUUUACGUAACUCCUCCGUAACUUAGUUGUGCACUACGUUAUACAUUCGUAACCGAGCGCCAGCGCCGAUCGAGGUGGGCUCGAUCAUUUUUGAAACCAUUCGACAUAAUUCGCCGUUACUUAGCUUAAUUCACUGCAAUAAGAGAAAAUACCACGAAAAUCGAGAGAGCGAAGCGAUAAAGCAUAUUAAUCUUACGCGAACAUUUUUUAUACAAGUAUGAUGAAACCCAUUUUUGCUAUCGUCUCAUUUCCUAGCAAAAUGUUACAAAUAACCAGCUGUGGAAAAAUCAUUUCAUACCAUAAACACAAGUAUAUGUAAAAUAAAUGAUCUGUAGGAAAACG
This is a messenger RNA of Anopheles nili, 3298 nucleotides long. RefSeq names its product transmembrane ascorbate-dependent reductase CYB561 (gene nemy). The transcript is spliced from 5 exons. The record is from RefSeq and is a predicted model, not a curated record. Gene Ontology annotation, molecular function: oxidoreductase activity. The coding region runs from base 1 to 861 and encodes 286 amino acids. NCBI's taxonomy places the organism in Eukaryota, Metazoa, Arthropoda, Insecta, Diptera, Culicidae.